Molecule: messenger RNA, 5067 nt
Organism: Notolabrus celidotus (New Zealand spotty)
Lineage: Eukaryota; Metazoa; Chordata; Actinopteri; Labriformes; Labridae
Gene: ktn1
Product: kinectin 1
Exons: 36
Coding region: 254-4075 (1273 amino acids)
Biological process (GO): microtubule-based movement; protein transport
Cellular component (GO): endoplasmic reticulum membrane
Molecular function (GO): kinesin binding
Source: RefSeq, a predicted model, not a curated record
GUUCAUAGCAUGCGCCGUCUUGUCUGACAGCCACUCGCGGAGGCACGCCCUGGCUCACAAAACGAGCCUACCCCAGCAGCCUGCCUAUGACCCGCCCCCGCGAACCAGAAACAGGAGAUAGUCUGACGGAUAGCACAGGCAAGAGAAAGCCAGGCUGGAGCUGCCCCGGGAAGUCAGGAGAGUCUGCCAGAGUCAACGCAGAGUCAACGCCAUUUCACCACUUACUAAGGAGGCUGAGAACUGAAACUACAGAAUGGCGGUGGAUAUCUACGACUCCCAGUACCUCCUCAUCCUGGCCCCUUCCCUGGUCAUCGCCCUCAUGUUCCUCUUCUUCUGGCUCUUCAUGAAGGAAACCUCGUACGACGAGGUGCUGGCCCGGCAGAAGCGGGACCUCAAGCUACCGCCAUCCAGGCCGGACACCCGCAAGAGGAAUGAGAAAAAGAAGAGCAAGAAGAAGGAGAGUGCCAGUGGAGGAGGCGGCGGAGGUGGUGGAGGUGGAGAGUCCGAAGAGGACGUGCGGGACUUUGACAUGGCUGACGGUGCCAACAGCUCUUCUCAGGAGCUGGAGGAAGAACCCGCACCAGUGGUCACACCAGACCCCGAUCCACCAACACCUACUCCAUAUGUGCCUGUUUCAGCGUCUCCAGAAGCUCCUGUCAGUCUGAGGGAGAGGAAGAAGAAGGAGAAGAAGGCUGCCAAAGCUGCUGCUGCGGCGGCUGCCGCUGCUGCCGCCGCUGCCGCCGCUUCCUCUGAAGAGCCGGAGGUGAACGGCUCUAAGCCGAUCAGCAAGAAGACGGAGGCACCUGUGGCUGCGAGCAAACAGUCCAGCCCUCCCUCUCCCAAAGUUGAAGCUCAGAUCCAGGUUGCUCAGGCUCCCGUUCAGGCUCAAACACCCCCACAGAGCUCUGGGAAGAAGAAGGACAAGAAGAAGCAAAAGGCAGAACCCGUUGAUGACCAGCAGCCAGAGAUUAAAGCAGAACAGGCUCCAGCUCCAGCCAAGAAGGAGGCCCCUGUUGUUGCUGAAACCAAAGUUCUGGAUGGUGCAACUCCAAAUGCUCCCAGUGGCAAGAAGAAGAACUCUGCCAAGAAACAGAAGACUGAGCCUGUGGACGAUGCCAACGCCGUGUCCGACUCAUCAGCUUCUGCCAACCACCAGGCAGCUCAUAAUGAUGAUGCACCAUCCAAAGGCAGUGGCAAGAAACAGAAGACUGAGACUGACAAAGAGAACACGGAGGUGAAGCUGAAGGAGCUGCUCUCUGGUCUGUCCAGCCUGGCUCUGUCAGAAGCCGAAGCAGUCAGCGUGAUCGCCCUGCUCCGAGAGAAGAGCCCGAAUGCCUUAGACGCCUGGCAAAAAACUGCUGCAAGGCCCGACCCCGCCGCACAGGAACGAGAGAGGCUCUUCACAACUCUGCAGGAGGAGGCCUCUAUUGCCAAGGACAAAGUGAAACAGCUCAGCCAGGAGCUUCAGGUGGAGAAGCAGAAGACGGGCCGUGUGGAGGCCGUGAUGAGGGAGCAGCGUGCAGCCAUGGAGAAGGAAGUUGGGGGAAUGCAGGCCAAAGCGCAGGGCAGCUACCAGGAGCUCCAGACCAUGCAGAUAAAGUUCCAGCAGGUGAGAGAGCAGCUGGAGAGCCAGAUCACUCGACUGCAGCAGGAGAACGGGAUCCUGAGGGACGCAGUGAGCUCCGCUACCAACCAGAUGGAGAGCAAGAAUUCGGCCGAGCUGAACAAGCUGCGUUCCGAGUACGCCGCUCUGAUGAAAGAGCUGGCGGAAAACAACGGCAAGCUGCAGCAGGAGGAGCACCAGAGGAAGUCGCUGGAGGUCGGCUACAAGCAGAACGUGUCCCAGCUGGAGGCUCAGCUGCAGGAAGCAAAGAGACGGUGGGAAGACCUGCAGAAUUUCUGCCACGGUGUCAACGCUGAGAGAGAGAAACUGCAGACCUCUAAGCAAGAGCUUCACAGCCAGCUGCUGGUGGCGGAGACAGAGAUGAACAACAAGAACAAGGAACUCCAGACCCUGCACGGCAGCCUGACGGAAGCCAUGGUGGCCAAGGAGCGGGUGGAGGAGAGGGUGAUGGAGCUCAUGGAGAUGUCUCAGCACAGCAUGCCUGAUGACUCAAUGCAAGUACGGGUCCAGGAACUUAUGAAUGAAAACAAAAGUCUGCUGGUCCAAAAUGAGGGCAUGCAGGCCCAGAUGUCUUCACAGGUCACCCAAGUCUCCCACAUUGAGGAGCUACAGAAGCUAUUAGCUGAAAAGGAGCUGCAGAGGAAGAGUCUGGAGGAUUCUCUGAAUGCUGAGAGGAGCAGCGGGGCCGGUAGAGAAACCAACAUGCAGAGCCUGCACAAUGAGAACCUGUCGCUGAGGGCAAAGUUUCAGAAUCUGCAGGCACAGAUUUCUGAUCAGGCUGCCUCUCAGUUGGCGUUGGACCAGUUCCAGAAGAGUGCCUGGGAGAAGGAGGAGAACAUGAAGACAGUGGAGGGCCUGUUGGAGAAGGGGCUGAUUGAGAUGGCUAACAAGGAGGAAGAGCUUAAGGCUGUGAGAGGAGAGAACGAGGAGCUGAAACAAGAAAAUGAGGCUCUGAAAAGAAUGAAAGCAGAACAGGUCCCAUCAGAGUCGAUAGUGGAAGAACUCCAGAACAAGAUCCAAGAGAGGGAUUUGAAGCUAAAUUCCCUAGAGGAGAGUCUACAGGCAGCACAAGACAGCAGCUCAGCCAGAGAGAAGACAGCAGAGGCUCUGGAGCAGCAGUUGGUGGCCCUGCAGGCAGAGAUGGAGCAGCUGAGACAGAAGGAGAUGCCAGAAGAGCAGAGCAGUUCUGGUGCCCAGCUCCAAGAACUCCAGGCUCUACUGGUAGAAAAGGACCAGGAGAUCCAGAGUCUGCAUGCUGAGGUGGAGGCAAGGACUGUGGAGCUGAGUGACAAUAUGGAGCAGGUACAUCAACAGCAGUCCCACACAGAUAUCCAAAGCCAUGAGAUGCUCAAAGAAUUGUCAGAGAAGGCGCAGCAGGUCUCAGAUCUGCAGGCUGAGCUGGCUGAGUUGAGGGACUCUGUGGAGCUUCACAGGAAGAAGAACAACGAGCUUCGGGAGAAAAACUGGAGUGCAAUGGAAGCUCUGUCAGCCACCGAGUCCAUGCUUCAAGGAAAACUCAGCAAAGCUGUCAAGGAGAACCAGACGGCACUGGCAGCUGUUCAGGCCGAGUGUCAGGAUGUCCUGCGCAGACUUCUGCCCCAUGUGCCUCUGCCCAGUGAGCAGAACCAUCAGGAGUGGCUCCAGAGAUUUGAAGCGGCGGCAGCUGAAAGCUCAGCCACACAAUCCACCCCUGCAUCAGGGGAUUCCAAGGGACUGGCUGAGAAGCUGAAAGAAGCAGAUGAAACCCAAAGGAUUCUACAGAAAGACUGUGAGACAUACAAGAAGGUUCUGGCAGAGACGGAGGGCAUCCUGCAGCGCCUCCAGAACAGCGUGGAGCAGGAGGAGUCUCGCUGGAAGGUGAAACUGGAGCUAUCGCAGGGAGAGCUCAGAGAGAUGAGCCAGAAAGUCACAACUCUGGAGCAAGAGAUGGAGAGACUAAGUGAUGGAGCAGAUUUGGAAAACAUGAGAAGAGAAAAGCAGCACUUGGAGUCAGAGUUAGAGCGGGCAGAGCGCGAGAGUGCCACAUAUGUGACGGAGGUCAGAGAGCUCAAAGAUCUGUUGACUGAAUUGCAGACCAGGCUUGAUGGCUCAUAUACAGAGGCUAUCAGACAGAAUGAUGAGCUGAAUUUGCUGAAAACCCAGCUCACUGAGACUCUGCUCAAGCUGGAGACGGAAGAGAGUGAGAGGCAAAAGGUGGCUGGUGAUCUCUAUAAGGCACAGCAGUCUCUCGACCUGAUCCAGGGGGAGCUCUCCAACGCUACGGACAACGCUGGCGACCUGAUAGAGAACAGCAGUCUGACGUCACAGAGAGAAGAGAUCGACAGAAAGGAGAAAAUGACUGCAGGCCUGAACCAAACAGUCAGAGAGCUGCAGCAGCUGCUACAAGACGUGAGCCGGCAACUCACUAAGGGACAGGAAGGGGAGGGGGAGAAAGACCUGCCCAAGGUAUAGUAAGAGGACAACAGACCCCCCAACCACCCCACGCAGUCAUCCUGACUGCACUACAGAGACCACCUUUGACCUUUGGUCUUAUCACUACCACCGUCACACCAUACCGUCAGGCUCAGCCACCCCCCUUCCUCAAACUCCUAUCACCUCACCUGUACUGUUUAGGCAGCAUCCGACUGACUCUGGGAAACCACUCCCAGUCUCCAGUCGGCCGUAAGGGAGCAGGAGAUGGUUACUGUUAACUCCAAACACUCCACACACUGUACCAAAACACACUACUCUGCUCCCUCCACAUUCCUCUUCUUCAGCAGCAUCACCAGUUAAUUUUUAUCCUUAACUUAAAUGACAUUCAGUAUCAUUUAAACUGUGUGGCAACCAUUCCUCUGUUUAAAACACCUGUAUUUUUCAAUGAACUCCUUUUUGAAUACUGCAGUAGUUUGUUGUUUAUUUGUUAAGAGAGGGCGGUUAUACAAAUUUCCAACUUGAUGAGAACAAACUUUGGGUUUUUUCAGUCUUUUUUUUUCUUAACUUCAAGACAUGUAUUGUUUAAGUGUAACAGUUAGGACCUGCUGAUAUACAUUAUGUUGUUGAUCUGUUUGCCUCAUGAUCAAAAAAACUAUCACAAACUGCAUUCAUGAAGUCAUAGCUCCAUGCAUACCUUGGCUCAGUACUGGGUGGGAGAAGAAGGGAUCAGAAGGGGGCUCAGCAUAUCAGAAGGGUCACCACGUGACUAACUAUGGAGAUGCAUGGACUAACUGUAGUCAAGUCUGUACUGCAGCUCCAGAGAGAGAAGGGAGUCUGUGACCCUGGCUGUGGAAAGAGAAGGCCAGGUCAACAGUGUUAGGUUUUUAAUCCUACUGCAACUACUCUAGGAAUAAGCGUCCCAUAUCAUCUGUAAUCAACACUUGCUAUAUUGUUGCUAAGUUCAUUAACACUGAAGAUUUUGUUCUUUUUGUAACAGGUGAUGUUAAUAAAAGGGAUGCUUGAUAAAUCUG